Symbiodinium necroappetens is the source of this 1374-nucleotide messenger RNA. Lineage: Eukaryota; Dinophyceae; Suessiales; Symbiodiniaceae. The record is from the annotation of a GenBank genome assembly.
AUGGCCUUGUUCCUUGGCAAGUCCCCCAACUUCGGGAGGCUCACCGAGCGAUGCGGGAUGCGUGCGGGCUGUGAGGAGAUGCGGCGGGCAGAGGCUCAGCAGCGCGAGCUUCAGAAAGAGCUUGAUGAGGAAAGGCUGCGGCUGGAAGGAGAAAAGAGGAAAAGCUGCUGGCAGACCGAAAAGAGGCCCAGCGGGGAUGCUGCAGUGCGAACUGCAGAGAUGCUCCGGCGCGAGAAGCAGGAGAAGCGGCGACAUGAGGAGGCCUACGAGGAAGCGAGGAACGCGCAGAGGGACGCGGAGGAGCAGUGCAGGGCCUUGAAGGAACAAUACAACAUCAGUGACAUCAGCCUUCACCAUGAGCAGCAGGCGGAUCUAGCGCAAUGUCGGAGCGAGCUGGAUGCCGCGACGGAGGAGCUGGAGCGCAGCAAAGCCGAAGGCGAAAGCCUCGAGGCGCGCCAGCGGCUGUCCACUCAACAGCAGGAGGUCCACGGCUUGCAGAGUGCUGUGCAGAUGUUGGCAGCCUGGGAGCCUCGAAGGGAAGGUGGAAGGACGAAGGUGACUUCGCUCCAAGCCAGCUUGGAUGAGUUGAGCAGAGAGAAGGCAGACUUGGAGGCGCAGGUGCGAGACUUCCAAGCGAAGCUUGCGUUGCAAAGCUCUUGCCUCAGUGCAAGGCAAGAGGAGUUGCGGCAGCUUCAGGAAAGCGAGGAGACCUGGCUGCAGGAGCGAGCAAGCAGGGCGCCCGGCCUGAAAAAAGAGCUAACCAGGCAAAGUGCUGAGCUGGAGGCGCUUGGAGGGCUUCAGCAGCGACUUGACACGGAGCCAAACUUCUGCUUCCGUAAGCACGAAGCGGCUCGUCAGGGCUGGAAGUAUUUCGCGCAAGGAGACCCGUCUCGUGCAGCAGAGGGAGGAGCGCGGUCUGCGCGAGACUUGGCUUCCGAGCGAAAGGCAUUGCAGGAGGAGAAGCGUCUGGCACGACAGAAAGUGGAAGAGGAGAUGAGCAACAGCAGUGGUUACCUGCAUGGCUGGGCAAGAAGAGACUUGGCAUCUGCUAAAAAGCAGUUGCUGGAGGAGAAGCGCCUCGUGCAGCAGAAGAUGGAGGAGGCUCAGAUGCAUCGAAUACAGGAGAAGCAGCUGUCCCGGCAAGCAUUGGAGGAGGUGUACGGCUUUGAGAGCAUCGCGAGAACUCCCGCAUCUGCGCUGUUGCUUACAGUGACGUUCGAGGAGCGCCGGAAACAUCGGCUCCAGCAGGUGGAUGUGGCGUCUGUGAGACUCUGGAAUGCAGAUGCGCCACUGGGCCCCGAGGAACGAGAUGCCUUCAAGAGCCAGCUCGAGGAGAAGACGUCGCUCUUUCGCAGCGCCGAGGAGGAGCGCUGA